AAUGUGUGAUUAGUUGAAAAAGCAAAACGACGACGCACUAAACCCUAUCUUCAUCUUCUCCACUUUUCCAAUUCUAUGCAUGGGGUCUUCAACUCUAAAACAGUCUACGUUUCCUCACCAUUUUCCACUUUCAAUCUCAUCUCUGAAAAGCAAUUAAAACCAGAAAAGGGAAAGGGACCCAAAAAUAGAUAAAAAUGCCCUCAAUUUCUGCCUUCAAAUUUUCAAUUCUCCCGCAUCCACCACUCUCUAGCCCAAGGUUAUAUUCAUCAACAAGCCCUUCAAUUUUCAGAAAAUUCGGACCCUGUCCACAUUUCUCCUCCUCAGCGUCGAUUUCUAGAAGGUCCCUUUUUCGGCGCAAAUCGUCGGAAGAAGAGGCGGGAGUUGCAGAGGCUGCGGACGAGUGGCUGCAAAAAUUGCCGGAUAAAAAGAAAGCGUUGUAUUCUCACAGUUUGCCGUGCGUGGAGGCGUGGCUGAGGAGUUUAGGUUUUUAUCAGAGCAGAGAUGAUAGAGCUGUUUGGUUUGUGGAGAAGCCUGAUUGGCAUGCACAGCUCUCGCUUGAUGUCACUGAUUUGUACAUAAGGUAUCUCAAGAGUGGAGCAGGGAAUCUUGAGAAAGAUGUCGAAAGAAGAUUCAGCUAUGCCCUCAGUAGAGAAGAUAUCGAAAAUGCCAUACUGGGAGGACCAUGAAAUCACUGUGAUUUGAAUAUUCAUCUAAAUAAAAUUAUAUGAUUUCUGAUCAUUAAUGUUAUACAAACCUUCAAUUUGGUGUAUAUUUUUGUCCGUUGCAUUUGAGUAUAAUGAAAUUGAAAUCUGCAUGGUUUACUCAAA
Molecule: messenger RNA, 827 nt
Organism: Salvia miltiorrhiza (redroot sage)
Lineage: Eukaryota; Viridiplantae; Streptophyta; Magnoliopsida; Lamiales; Lamiaceae
Exons: 2
Coding region: 195-686 (163 amino acids)
Source: RefSeq, a predicted model, not a curated record